GAAUUUUGGAUAAGCCACUGAGAAAGGUUCCAUUGCCAAAUUCUAAAGGUGUGAAGCAGUUCUUGAGAUUUGUUUAAAAACUACUAGAGAUGUUGAGUAUUUUGUCAUAAGCAUUUGCCAGCUCACUUUACUGUCAUGUGCUUCCGUAUUGUCAGACCAAAAUAUUGAACUUUUUAAAGAGAACAGUCCUGAAACAUGCCCAUUUAUUUUGUCCUUAUAGUCAUUUUUGAAAAAAAAAGUGGGCUCUUUAAACAUUUACAGUGUGAUUUCUAAGAUUUCUAAAUAACAGCACGUCAACCUUUGGCACACAAUGUACCUUAAAGCUUUCUCAUUCCGAGUUUAUUUAAAUUGAAUUGCCCACAAAACCCUGUUGUUAUCUACUAUCAGUGGGGGAAUAUCAGAUCAGUUUAUAAAGUUAUCCAUCUUUCCAGUUAUUGCGUUUGUGACCCAUCUCAGCUAACUGACUAAGUGCCCUUUGGCCAUCACACCCAAUGACCUAUGUUAGCUUCUUUCCCAGUAGAAACUCAAAUUAAAAAUUUCCAACCUCCGUUGCCUGAACAGAUUUCUAAUCUCUGUAACUCCAAUAGCUGUACAACUCUUCAAAAGCUUUACAUUUCUUCAAUUCUGGCCUUUUGUAUUUCCAACUUUAUUGGCAGCAUGCACUCAAUUGUCUAGGCUGUAGGUUCUGCAGUUCAUUGACUACAUUUCUUGCUGCCUCUCCACCUUAUUCUGGACGCUUCUUAAAACUUAGCUCUUUGACAAAGCUUUCAGCUCCUGCCUUCGUAUGUGGAUGUGUAAGCUUUUGUCUGAUAAUGCUCCUGUGAAGAGUCUUGGGGUGUUUUACUAUGUUGAAGUCACCCCAUAAAGAUAUAAAUUUUCAAAAAGAUUUCAGUGAUAAGCCACAGGGUCUUGACUGUAUUCAUCCUAGGCUUGUGAAAUAACUAGAAAAGUAACAGAGGCUUUGAGUGCCAUUUUCAAAUUCUUUAAAUAUAUAAACUAGGUUGUGAUAAUGGCAAAUUUUUCGAGAAGGGGCAAAACAUAAACUAAAAGGAAAAAUAAAACCUACAUUUAUAUAGUGCCUUUCAUGACCACAGGGCUCCUCAAAGCUUUUCACUGCCAAUUAAGUUAUUUAUGAUGUGCAGUCAUUGCUGUAAAGUAGGAAAUGCAACAGCUGAUUUACACACCGCAAAUUCCCACAAACUACAAAGUAGUAAUAGCCAGAUAAUUUUUCUUUUGAUUUUGUGGAAUAAAUAUUGGCCAGAACACUGGUGCUAAUUCCCCUGAUCUUAUUUGAAAAUAGUGCCGUCAAAUCUUUUGCACCCACCUGAUGUGAGAAGGUGGGGCCUUGGUUUAACACCUCAUCCAAAAGACAGCAUCAAAAUCAGUGCAGCUCUCAGUCAGUACAAAGUACUCAGUAUCAAAUCCCUUGACUUUGUACUUUUUGCCUUGGAAUGAGAUGUGAAUCUAGAACAAGUGGUUCAGAGGUGAGAGUGCUAUCAAUUAAUUGUAAAUUGUAUAAUAAUAGACCAGUCAGCUGUGGAUAGACUUUUGAAAUCCAUAAUUUGAGGUCAGUUAGUAUUUAGAAGCAGCAUGUUAUGGUAGCUUAAAACUAAAUUGUAUUUAGCAAAUUAAGAAUUAUUGAUUGAAUGUUGGAUAGAUGGAUGGAAUGCAGUAGAUUUUCAAAUGUGUUUUAUGAGGUGUCCCAAAGGAAACUUACUAGAAAACUUUAGAUUUAUGGAAUGAGAAGAAAUGAAACAAAAUUGUCAUUUGAUUAAUGGACAACAAUAAAGAUUUAUUUGUAUCCUGAGCUUGGAGCUGUGCCUGCUUUAAAAUAAAGAUACAUCACUUCCAUAAAACUACUUUUAGGCUUUCUAGCUGUAAAAUGUUUCAUUUUCCUUGUAAGAUCAGAAUGCUUUGCCCCUUCUUUGGCCACAACUGAUUAUUACAGGACACUGAGAUUGUUGAAUACUUUCAUUGUGAUCAUUUUCCUCAACCUAACUAAGUUGCUUUUUGCAGAUCCUGGAUACAAACUAUUUGGAAUAGCACAAAAAUCUCAUGGUUCCUGGAUAAAACUUUACUUCGAAGGUAACUCUUCGGAGACUCUUGCAAACCUAGGAAAGAAGGUGCUGAGGCAGUAUUUGGAUGCCUUGAAGUUAAUGAGUUCCUCACUUUCCAAAAUUGUGGCACAGUAUGAUAUGUACUCCAUGAUUGUGGGAACAAUUAUUGUGGUGGAGGUGAUUUUCCUUCUAAUAGUGAGUACUCCAGAUGCACUGGGCAGCACUGCUGAAUUUGAAGUACCGCUGUCAGCAGCAUUCUACUCCCUCCUGUUCUAUCUGCUGUGUCUGAUGUUUACAGCUAUUCAUAUUAUUGUACGUACAUCAGCAAAGACAUCCUGCUAUUUUUGUGACGUAUCCUGGCUGCUGGCUGCAACAGUGAUUGUACUGAUAUCUGCCCUGCAAUGUGUGCUCAUUUCAACUCUUUGGAAGCGUUUUACAAAUGGGAAGCCUCAACACAAGAGUUGUGCAAUAGCCAAUUCGAACUGGUCUGAAUUAGAUUUGCUUUUGUUACUUGGGACUUUUGGACAUACCCUGAGCCUUGGAUCCAGCAGUUUUAUAGAAGAAGAACAUCAAACGUGGUACUUUCUAAUCACCACACUUUUGUUGGUGCUGUUUCAAGAUGUCUGCAGAAAAUAUUUUGCACCCAGUGACCUCCAAGGCAAAUCAAAACAAAACAAGAAUCCAGAAGACAUUGAUGGCAAUGAACAGCAAACUACUAUCCAUGGCUUACUCGAAACUUCCAAUUGUGACCAGAAAGAUGAUAAAUCCAAAGCUUAUACGUGUUCAGGUGAAAGCUAUGAAAAGUGGCUGGCCUUACUGACCCCCUGGGUUAUCCUUGUGUUUUGUCGGGUACUCCGUUCCCUCAACCAGACUGGGAUCAAAUGGGCUCACGAACCAGACUUUGGCCACUGGCUGACAAGCUCCAGUCAUAGAACUGAACUCUCCAUACUGGCAGCAGGUUCACUCUUUUUGAUCUUUAUUUUGGUUCAGAGGACAUGUUCCACUGUUUCUAAAGCAGCACUGGCACUGGGGUUGGUGGGAAUUUACUGCUAUCGUGCAGCAAUUGGAAACAUAACAUUCCCAUGGAAUCCAGAUAAACAUAUUUCAAAGGGAAUUAUUGAAGCUCGUUUUGUUUAUGUGUUUAUCCUUGGCAUCCUUUUUACGGGAGUUAAGGACCUGUUGAAAUCUGCAUUCGCUUUCCCUGACACAACAACAAACAGUAGAGGACUCUGGGAAAUAUACAAUGGACUUGUGCUCUUGGCUGCAUUGCUUCUUCGCCCUCACAACUUGCCAGUUUUGUUGUUCAUCCUUGUGGUUCAAUGGAUUUUGACCAAAUUUAUAUGGAGAAUAUUGGAUUAUGAUGCAGCACAAAUUACUAUAAUAUAUUACUGGUUUGGCCAGGCCUCUUUUUACUUUCAGGGAAAUUCAAAUAGCAUUGCAACUGUGGAUAUAUCAGCUGGUUUUGUGGGUUUCGAGAAUUAUGUGGAAUUGCCAGCAGUCUUUCUUACACUAUUCAGCACUUAUAUAGGCCCACUACUGUGGGCUGUGCAUCUAACUUGUUACAUGAGCUCAGAAAGAAACAGGUAUUCUGCAGCAGUGGGACACAGCUGUUACUGUUUAGUUCUACUAAGAGCAAUUCCAGCUUCAGUUUAUGUUAUUCUGGUUAUCUCUCUUCGCUAUCAUCUAUUUGUCUGGAGUGUUUUCUCUCCAAAAUUGCUCUAUGAAGGUAUGCAUACACUUGUGACAACAGCAGCCUGUGUCAUGUUCACAGCAAUGGAUCAGAAACGGAUGAUAACAGUCUUAAAAAAUUGAGUAUUGGACAGGGUUCACGUGUAUAUUUGUAAAAAUUUUCAAGAUCUAUAACAUAAUUCCAAUUGUUGUAAAGCAAAUAGUCAGGAUUGUGUGAAAUUGCGAUAUAAAACACUUCUCUGUUAUAAAAGUUCUUUUGGGGUGCAGGUUUCUAAGGGAUGAAAUAGCAUGGAUAUCAGUGAGUCAGCCUGUUUUAGUUCCAUUUUAAUCUUCAAGUCAAUCUAAAGUUGGCUCUGAUUCACGAUUACCCAUUUUUUGCUGCUAGCAAAGAUGAGUUUUAUCAUUUCACCCAAACCCUGAAAUUAUUGAACAGUGUCCUCCUCUGCUGGAGCAUUUAACACAUUGUAUAUGCAGGUUUUCUUUUUCACAUGGGCAAACAGGGUUUAUUUUUCACUCUUCUUCCCACACCCUUUAGUAUACCUCUUUUGCAAGAAGUUAUUUAUUUGAAAGUAUAAUUUUAUAGACUCUGCUUUAACAAAAUAGGUUGUGACAGCAAAUUGCAAAUACCAAGCAUUAUCAAUUUUUUUUUGUAAACUCAGGUUUGGUGAUUGCCUUAGUUUGAGCCCACCCCAAUUCCAUGAUGUUUCUUAUUUAUUUUUAAAUGUAAGUUCAAGAAACUUUUUGAAUUAAUUUUGGGUGGAACAAUUGGUUCUGGUCCAUGAGAAUACAUUAGCAAUGACCAACAAGUUAUAGGAGUCGAGUUUACAUAAUUUGGCAACCUCAAUGUAGUCCAACACCAAGUUAAAUUUGUACUACUUCUUGAAGCAUGAAUUUGUUAAGGACCAGAAUACUCAGCUCAUCGGUCUUGCCAUUGUUUUAGAUUCAUAUUUGAAGUUUAUACUUUAUUACAUGGCAUUUUAAUCUGAAUUCACAUUAUGGUAAGUAAAUGAAAAAUGGGAUGAUAAAGCUUGUGAUUAUUGGUUCAGCCUCACCUGCUGUAUUGUGUCUAAUUUAGUUCAACAUCAAGAAGGGCAGAGCAUGUAGCAGUGGGAAACUAAAUUGAUAACUGGGAUUGAACAUGCACGCAAUAAAGCUUCGCAGCCUGUUAUGUCUUGAAAAGGGAAAGAUCAGGUGAUUAAGUAAGUUUACAAGAACACAAAAUGCAAAGACAAAGUACAGAGUAGAAUUUCUAUACUGUCCUCCCCAUCCGCCCACCAGAACAUCAGUGCAGCCAGUGUUAAGAUUCGACAAGAACAAACAUUUAUAAAUCGUUCUACAUUGCCACCAGUUACAUAGAAUGAGCUAUUAAGAGAGAUGGAUUGUUAGCUUUGAUAAAAGUAGUGUGUUUCUGGACAGUAGGGCAGACAGAUGACAACUUCACUAAUGUCAUUAUGGUUCAAUGAUCCUAUGCCAUUUAAAUAAACGGAGGAAUUUUAGGCACGUACACUAACUUUUUCAGAUAAAAUGCAUAAAUGGACUCCAUUGUGUGAAUUAUGAAUGGUCG
Molecule: messenger RNA, 5310 nt
Organism: Rhincodon typus (whale shark)
Lineage: Eukaryota; Metazoa; Chordata; Chondrichthyes; Orectolobiformes; Rhincodontidae
Gene: pigg
Product: phosphatidylinositol glycan anchor biosynthesis class G
Exons: 7
Coding region: 2157-3869 (570 amino acids)
Biological process (GO): GPI anchor biosynthetic process
Cellular component (GO): endoplasmic reticulum membrane
Source: RefSeq, a predicted model, not a curated record